Messenger RNA from Clarias gariepinus (North African catfish), 3226 nucleotides. RefSeq lists its product as uncharacterized. The record is from RefSeq and is a predicted model, not a curated record. The transcript is spliced from 3 exons. NCBI's taxonomy places the organism in Eukaryota, Metazoa, Chordata, Actinopteri, Siluriformes, Clariidae. Gene Ontology annotation, biological process: cellular response to gamma radiation; intrinsic apoptotic signaling pathway in response to DNA damage by p53 class mediator. The coding region runs from base 571 to 1257 and encodes 228 amino acids.
GACAGGACGCCUCCAUAAAGGCUUUUCUUGUUGUAGGAUAUUUGAUUGCUUAUUCUUUUGCUCUUUUUUAAGGGUUUAUAUAACAAAAGGCUUUGAUGACUUCUAUGAUUCAUUGGCUUUUACUGAGCUUCUCUUUUUCUCUUCAGAAAGUAAAGUUAGUUUUUAAUUUAAUUAUUUCUUAAAAGUAAAUUGUAUAGCUGAAUGCUGUAUUACUCUGACGUUAUUCAGUGCAGAUUCGUAGAAAACUUAAUGCAGUAUUACCUGGCCUGUAUAAAAGAAUUGGAUUGUGAUGUGAUUUCCUGCUGUUUUUUUUUUUUUUUUUUUACACUCCCCCUCCCAGUGAAACUCGAACAGGUUCCUACAUGAAAUCUGCACCACUGAAAUAGAUUGACACACUUGUCAUCUGGAUUUAUUUUGAAAGUGCUGAUUUGAGAGUACUGAAGGCUGACAGUCGCGUUUGUGUUCAAGUGAACUUCUCCAGUUGGGCCCUUUCGGAAUUCAAGUUUUAGUCACUUGGGUGUAUAUUUUCCUUUUUCUUUUUUUUUAUUUCAUAAGACAUUUUGCUUGAAGAUGAUUUGGUGUGGUAGACGACUUCAGAGUGCAGGCUGCCAGAGGUUGCUCGGUGUGGGGCUGCUUGUGCUCAUGGCGCUAAAAGUGAGGUGUGAAGGGGAAAAGACGCUGGGUGAGGACCCUUUCAGAAUUGGCUGCAGACUGACGGAUAUGGCAAAGAGUCUGCGCCUCAAUGUGGACUCGGUAGUUGGAGCCCAUACAACCGAGAAGUGUUUGACGUUCUUGGACAUGGCGCUGCAGUUUGUAGCCGAAGGGGCUGCUGGAGGCCUGAACGUCAUCGUUGUUUACAUGGCUGAGAUUCUGCGUGCCACUGGACUAGGUGAUGUUGUGUCCAUGCCUCACUUCACCCCUGAGGGCAUGGCCUUAGCAGCGAAAUGGAUGCUCCUGGCGGUGUUUAGUUACUGGAUCCUUUGUGCCGUGAUGCAUGUGACUGUAGCAUUGUUACAGCGUGGAUUCUGGAUGCUGAAGGUCAUCAUGCUCCUGUGGAUCUUCAGUCGGAUCAUCAGUGAUCCAAAGGCCUCCCCUGAAACCACGCUUGUGCGUCUGUUCUUGCUGGCCAUGGUCGCCGCCGUGUUGAAUGUAGCCACUAGCAGGAGAAGAGGGACAGACCUGAGCACCCUGGAGAGUCAACUAAAGAGGCUGGAGGGCAAAAUGGCAGUGAUGGAGAAGAAAAGUAAAAGAGAGUGAGAAGAGACUCUGCUUGAUUUAGGAAUGUAGUUAGUGGAGAUGGAGAGAUAGUGGAAAGAUAGAGACAGUUAAAUAGACAGUAUUGAGGACAUACUGGACUAAACAGCUUUCUAUGGUUACUUAAAUUUUUAAAUCAUUUUAGAGCAUAUAUAUAUAUAUAUAUAUAUAUAUAUAUAUAUAUAUAUAUAUAAAUCCCCCCCCUAACUUACAAUGUUGCUGAGUUUUUUGAAGUUGGCGACAAGUAACGUUGCAUAUAUAUUCUAGCUAAUUGACUCAGCUUGAUUGAAUGUUUCCAUCAUUAAUUAUGGACCUAAUGGAGAUGGAGACGCGUGGUGUCAUUUUAAAGUAAGUGUACAAGAGUACAAUGGAACUAAAGAACAAUAAUAAAAAAAGAAUAAAGCAUUUCAGUACAUGCUGUUCUGGGAAAAUCAUCAACACCAGGGUUGUUUUGAUAUGAAGUGGAGGCUUUACAGGUGAUGCUGAAACCUUUUUACUGAACAUUAACUGUUCCUCACAGAAAUGUUUUCUGUCUGCUGUAUGUUUAAGUGUACUGUAGGUUCUCACAAGAGGAACAAUAAAUGUAUUACAGCAAAAAGAUUAAUAUAGACUGUUAGCAAGGCGAUGACAUCAUGACUAUGACAUCAUAGUGAUGAAUGUCAUAAUGCUCGGGCCAUAAUAAAUAAUCCUUAAAAAAACAAAAACAAUAGGGCCCUCGUACAUUCUGACAUUAGGCUUAAGUGCCUGGGCCCUAAUAAUGUUAAGAAGAACAAGAGGGCCCUUCACACACAAUGAUAACAUAGGGCCUCAAUAAUACAGAUAUUGUAAAUUAAACAAUUAGUUCUGACGGUGUAAUCUGAUUGGACGAGGGGUAGGUGAUAGUGCUGACAGCAUAAUAGCAAAUAACAGCACUGGGUUGUUUAAUUAUAUUAUAUUAUACUCUGUCACUGGUGUCUCACAAUAGUUAAUUACACUGUCAGUCAUAGUAUGGGGGGAAAAAAAGGUCUGUAUGGAUAUGUCCCGUCAAAACCCACAUUUAAAACCAGUCAUGGAAUCACUUUUCAGAAAACACGCCUGAUAAUGGACACUUUGUCUCCUUAGUAACUGCUUCUAAAUAGUUCAGAGGCAAUUCAGAGGCAAGGUCUGUGUAAUGCUACUUGGGAUUCAACCCCAGAACUUUAAAGAAGUUAACACUACUUUUACCCAUUAAUUACACUAGCUGUCAGUCGCCAGAUCCUAUAGUCAGAUAGCCAGAUCCUAGUUAGUUGUCUGUUGCAGUAAUCUAAUGAUCAUGGGACUGUUUUGUGAAAGCAAUGUCUCGAAUGAGGUUGUACUAAAUAUCAGCACAUCUGUGAUAUCUUUAGUACUCUGCUGCAAACUUGUCCCCAUGACCACAGUACUGAUAUUCGGCACGACAGCACUCCAUCUCAUGUGAUAUUGUUGAACUAUACACAAAUAUAUGACUAACUCUUAUUCAUCCAUUUUUUUGGAAUUCUUCCAAGGUGCUUUUACAGACUAAUUUUGAUGUACAGACAUAAAAGGGGAAAAAAAUUGUUGGUUCAUUUUUGGUUUAAAAAAAGGCAAUAAGGAAAUUAGUUUUAGAAAGACACUGAAAUUCCAGAUAUGAAUUUAAGGCUGAAAAUAUUAUAAUAAAUAAUAAUAACAACAAUGUUUUUCUGUUUCUUUGUGUAUAAGUAAUGAAUAAUUAAGCAUAACACAAAUGUUUGACAUGAAACUUAACACAAGUCUGUGUAAAUACUGUACGCCUUUUAAAAUGAACAAAAUCAAUCAAGGAAGUUUUUUUUUUUUUUUUAAAUGUUUAUGUACAAGACACACAACUGUAAAUAUAAUACAAAAAUAGACCAACACUGCAUAAAACAUUACAUGAAAGAGAUAAAUAAAUACAAAGGUGUCUAUGUUUUUAAACAAUUACUUCAAGAAGCUGAUCAAAGGCAAACAUUAUUGAGUAAAA